AUGAAUGACUUCCAUAAAUCUUGUAACCCUCGGCUAAAGGUCUUGCUCUAUAUGAAUAUCCAGAUGAUAUUGAUAAGUGAUACAUUUCUCAGUUCUCAGUUAACCACAAUAGCCAAGAUGCAUCAUAGUCUCAUGGUAGGAGCUUUAUCCCUGAUGGCGUCGGUGUAUAUGACGAUGGCUGAUAGUGGAUACGGAGGACGCGGAGGAGGAGGCCUGAAUGGAGGUGGUGGUGGAUUUUGUGGUGGUGGAUUCGGAGGUGGAGAUGGUGGCGCCGGAGGUUAUGGCGGCAAUGGUGGAGGCGGAGUAAGAGGAGGCAGCGUGACUCCUGGAAUUCUCGUUGGAAGCGGAAGCCUCCCAAGUGUUGGCGGAAAUGGUGGCAGUUACGGCGUUGGCAAUGGCGGUGGAAGUGUCGGUUUCGGCAGUGGAAUUGGUGGAAUUGGAAAUGGCUGUUUCGGCGGUGGCAGUAUUAGUGGGGGCAAUGGAGUUUCUGCUACCUUUACCAUACCCUUUAUGAUCUCGUGUCUAAUCCUAUCAUUUUUGGUUACUCCACACAUCCACCUAAGCAACCUCAUUUCUGCUACUUCUAAUUUUAUUUCCACGCCCUUUUUUAAUUGGGCGUGGAAAGUCUCUGUCCCGUACAUCAUUCCAGGCUUGUCAACGCUUUUAUAUACGCUUCCUUUCAGCUUCAAGUUAACUCUCUUAUCACACAAGAUACCCGAUGUUCUCCACCAGGUUGUCCAUGCUGAUUUGAUUCUGUGGUUUAAUUCUACAUCCAAGUCUCCAAUACUUCUUAUGUGUUUACAUAACGGAGGAUUCGGAGGACACGGAGGAGGAGGUGGAGGAGGCCAUAACGGAGGAUUCGGAGGACACGGAGGAGGAGGUGGAGGAGGCCAUAACGGAGGAUUCGGAGGAGGUGGUGCAGUCGGCGGUGGAUUCGGAGGAAAUGCUAUUGGAGGAGGAGUCGGCGGUGGAGCUGGUGGAGGUUAUGGCGGCAAUGGUGGAGGAGUAGGAGGAGGCAGCGUGGCUCCUGGAAUUCUCGUUGGAAGCGGAAGCCUCCCAAGUGUUGGCGGAAAUGGUGGCAGUUACGGCGGUGGCAAUGGCGGUGGCAGCGGCGGUUUCGGCGGUGGCAGCGGCGGUUUCGGCGGUGGAAGCGGCGGUUUCGGCGGUGGAAGCGGCGGUUUCGGUGGAGGAAACGGCGGUUUCGGUGGAGGAAACGGCGGUUUCGGAGGUGGAAAUGGUGGUUUCAGCGGUGGAAAUGGUGGAUUUGGUGGUAGUGGUGCUGGAGGUCAUGGAGGUAGCUACGGAAGGAAAUGA
Molecule: messenger RNA, 1314 nt
Organism: Penaeus indicus
Lineage: Eukaryota; Metazoa; Arthropoda; Malacostraca; Decapoda; Penaeidae
Exons: 5
Coding region: 1-1314 (437 amino acids)
Source: RefSeq, a predicted model, not a curated record